AUGGAGAUCGCAAGGCAUCCCUCGGACUGCGGGGAAAGGCUGGAAAGAGUGGUCAGGAGUAUUCUGGGUCGCUACGGAAAGCCGAACCAAGGCAACUGGAAGCCAGGUUGGGACAGCAAUUGUUAUCAACAGUCUGUCACGUUGAAGGAAGCUGCGUCCGCCCGCUGUGUUUCCAUACGUCCAUCCACAACAAUUCAUAUGCAAUCCUUUACUAUGGCUUCCUCUAAUAUAGACAAAGAAUCUCAAGCGCCCAUUCACUCACUGCUCCAGAACGACAAAAAGAACCGAAACAGUGUGAAGUAUUCGAGUCCCAUACAACAAAUAAAGGAAGACGGAGAGCUUGAAUUGAGACUCUCCGAUGAGUUUUUGGAGACUUCUAGUACCUCGGAGGAUGCUGGAGGCUCGGCCGACGAGAGUGCGUUUGGGGUCAUAUUCGAAAAUCCCCUUGGGUGCCAACGACAUCAGCGACUCCCUGCCCGUAAAGAGAUACGCCAGCAUAGGCAACAGCUUAUGCCCGGGAAGCGCAAGAGUUCAGAGGUGGAACUAGUCCCAAGCAAGCGCCCCUUCAGCACUCUUGCAUCCAAGUCUGCAGUAGAUCAAGGAUCCGAGCAACGUCGGGACAGCGGCCCUGCUGAGAAUUCUCAGAGACCUUCUACAGCGCCAUCCCGAUAUCGAUGCGGAGACCCUCUCUAUGCACGCGAUAGAAUUGACAGCGCCAUCCCUCUCUCAGGUCCUGAGGUUAAAGCCUUCAAUAAAGCCCUUGAUUGCAUAGACGAUCUAAGUGAAUCCGCGGCGGCUUCAAUCAUCGAUAGUUGCGAAGAAGGAAUUGAAUUCUAUCAGCGGCAUCCCGGGGAGGACCUUCUUUGGCUGCGACAACCAUCUGGAGGAUAUCGGAUCUCCGUUCGAGUACACCGUCUACCAAAACCCCUUCCACCCUUAGAGGGUAUGUCACAGUGCGACCCACCUUCGCUAAUCCGCCGACCGAGCGUAAAUCUAUGGGAUAUUUACCCUCCUCCAUCAGAUUGGAAUUCUCAGAUCUUGCGUCCUCGGGAUAGCUUCACCGAGGCGAAGAAUUGGGUGAUGAAUGUCACACGCACAAAUGACCAGCAGGUUCUGGCGGAAGUUGUGGAGAAAAUGAGAGCGCAUGAGGCAAAAUUCGACAAACAAAAAUUAAUGGGGGAUAGAAAAGAGUUGACGAAUCAACGUGCUGGUCUGGGGGAGCUCCUCCAACAGCCUAAGACAACUCCUUUCUUGGGGUUGAUGGAGGAAAGGCGGACCGAACUUAAGAGGACCGAAGAUGAGUAUUUGAUGUAUGAAGAAGCGGAGAGUUUACAGCGAAGAUGCGCUGAACUCGCUCAACACCUGGAACUUUUGAAGAGGGCUGGAACUAGGUUAGAUUUCUCGCCUUCAAUGGAUCAAGGGUCCGAGCGGACACCGCCAAAACCGGGCCUGAUAUCUGAAUUCUUAAAGAUCAAUCAAUAUAUGGCCACGGGCGGUGACAAUCGAGAUCCCUCAUCCUCGGGAGCAGCAUCAUCAUCAUCAUCAGGAGACCAAGCUGUCAGAAGAGUGGCAGCUGCCGCGGCAGUCGCAAGCGGCAAUAUUCUGGACAAUGGGGAGUGUGAAGUAGAGCCGCCCCGCGAUUUUGAGUAUUUGUUGGAUGCGGACGAGAGAGGUAGUAACCUUACGAUGGAAUUUAGGAGAGGAGGCUUGUCUCAUGAAGGAGACGAGGUUGAAUACGAAAGUUUCCCAUCGCUACUAUGGCGGAGGGAGCAAUUUGACACGGAAAAGUCUAAAAAGACCCUAAAGACUCGGUCACCUAAGCGAGAACCUGUGGUCAUCAUACAAGAGAUAAUAGGUACUACCUCAUCUGGGUCACCAAUGUCAAUUUCUAGAGAAGACGGAUCAACCGAGAGAGAAGAGACGUCUCAUCUUAGUAUGCCUACCAAAGAAGCAUCGAAAUCCCCACCCGCAAUAGGCGCGAAGACCCAGCAGGAGGGCACUGCGGAGGGUGUAUUCAUGGUGGAAGAGCACGCUGUACCAGAGUCUUCUUCGCCUGGGUCUCCAAUGUCUAUUUCUGGGGAGGACGGACUGUCCGAGAGAAAAACGGUUCCUCAGCCUGACGCCGCAGUCAAAUCGACAUGGACAUUCUCAACCACAGUAAGCCCCACAAUCACGCAAAUGGAAGGCAUUGAGGAUGCGGUUGUGGCAGAAGACAACGCACAGGCAUUGUCCUCGAGCGCCGUGAACCUGCCCUCGGAGCCUACAGUCAGACCCCUACCAGCCUCAGAAUUGGAUUCGUUGGGAGUCAAUGAAGAGGUGGUACCAAGGGAGCCCGGGACAAGAGUAGUGGAUUCUUUCUACUCACAUAUUUCCAGGGGUGCUAGGAUGGCCUUCACUUCUUGGAGCAUGAAGCUCCUGUUUGGACAAAGUCUCUUGUAUGAUGAAUGGUUUGGUGGCCAUCUAGAUAGCGCAGGCUACGAUUCGAAGCUGUCAAUGUGGUCCACAUGUCGUGCUUCAUUCCCAAAACACACUUUUCAUCUCGUAUUCUCUCUCCUUUUAAUUGGCCAGUACUCCCACAACCACCUUCCUAAAGCAGCCCCGCCGCCACUCCGCUCGCCGAGCCCGCGAUACCAACAUUUGAUGUCCAUCCUCAAGCCAACCUUCUUCUCCCGGCAACCUUGCCCCUUUAUUCUAUUCGGCUUCAUGUCGUCCCGCGACGCUCUAACCCCCCGUUAUCAGAUACCUAGAUAUGCCCAGAAUUCGCCCAGCAAUGCCCAGGAACCGAAGCUUCAAUGAACCUGCAGCUUGAUAUCACGAGCUGCUUGAAAGAGCAAGGAGCCUGACUAGAUGAUGGAAGCGCUCGCCAAUGAGAUUACUGGAAGGUGCAGCGCAUCCUUGCUACUGAGCAAGGGGAGCAAGAUGCUAUGCUGGAAAGUUCCUGGAUUGCGGUCGAGAUCAGCAU
This is a messenger RNA of Lindgomyces ingoldianus, 2962 nucleotides long. RefSeq lists its product as uncharacterized. The transcript is spliced from 5 exons. Lineage: Eukaryota; Fungi; Ascomycota; Dothideomycetes; Pleosporales; Lindgomycetaceae. Bases 1 to 2796 code for a protein of 931 amino acids. The record is from RefSeq and is a predicted model, not a curated record.